Molecule: messenger RNA, 1002 nt
Organism: Rubroshorea leprosula
Lineage: Eukaryota; Viridiplantae; Streptophyta; Magnoliopsida; Malvales; Dipterocarpaceae
Source: the annotation of a GenBank genome assembly
AAUGCUUUCGAUUCUGCUAUCAUUGGAGGUCUUCCAAGUCGUGUAUACCCUCUCCCCGUCUAAGCGGGGGCUAUCGCCAUACCCCUAGUGUGGCUUUAGUCAGUUUCAAUGCAUCCCAUUCCGGCUAGUGGUGGAAGUCGUGUAAGGUGCCUUUUCUUUCUCCUGAGUUCUUCGAAGUGGUCCAUUCCUAACAAGUGGUUCAAUUUCAAUCGGUGAAGCUAACUUUUCCUUUAGGUUUUUUAACCGGAGAAAUUCCUGAUUUUGCUUUAUUGCUUGAGCGAGUGAAUGCUUUUCCGGGUGUGGGACCAUUGGCCUAGGCUUUCUUUCUUGUUCUAAGUUGAACUCCUUUUUGCUGGCUGCACUACUGACUACUGGUAGAACGAUAGCGGAAUAGCGGACUAAAAGACGAUCGGGAAUGCUUUCCCAAUGCACGGAUAACCUGAAGCUUCUGACGAUUCUGACUGAGACCUCGGUGAGGAGACUGAGUCCCCUUCUGCCGGAUCCAGACUCCGACUCCUUUGGGGAGAAUUUUGAAUAUGGAUCAAUUGAGGCUCCUAACUUGGAAUUCUUGAAGGAUGCAGGAUCACUUCCUUCCUUGCUGGGAGCGGUUUAUCCCGGGCUAUCUAUCUUAUGGGAAGAUUUCUCUCUUUCAAACAAAGACGAUACUGAACGAGCUCCUCUGUUGCGCCGUACUGCUUGCUGUGAAAGCUAUUCGGAUGGCGCGAGGUACGCUUUGCUUUCUUGUUGUGUGAAAGUGCUUGAGCGACCGUUGGGAAAGGUUUUGAGCCUGAUGAUUGGGAAGGCAGCUGAGUCGUCCGUCUGAUCUUAGAAAUUGCGUUAUUAAGGUCCCAUCCGUCGUAAGCCUGACAUGGCAUUCUAGCGAGUUUGAAGUUCUAUUCUUCGUUUCAUGUGGUUCCACGGUAGGGCUUAUUAGUACCGUGUGCUUGUGCAGAUGAAGCUUUUGUUGAUUUAUUCCAAACAGGAAAGGUAGGUUCUUCCUUC